AUGAGCCCUGCAUCCUUUGUCACAGUCAAUUUCGGCAAGAAGGUCUCGAUCGCGCCGCUGCGCGAGGACCAAGCCAACUGGCCGAUAAAUUAUGUCCGCCCGACACGGUUUGCAUACGACGCGACCGACGACAAGUACUUCAAGCUCGCAAGCGAUGGCACAUGUACGAGCACGGUUCUCACACCGGAGCAGGCAUCGGAGGUGGAGGAGCUCGCUGAGAAGAUUGACGGUCAUCUUGCUCAGAUCCAGGAGCUUCUUCGUGUGAGUCUGCCCACCACAAUAUGGCUGCAGAUCAAGACCGCCAGAUUGCCGGGCGCUAUGUGGGAGGCGCUGAAGCGCAAAUGCACAGAGAAGCAGAAAUCGACUGUCAAGACAGUCCGUGAUGCGAUGCGACGGGUACGUAGCGCCGAGGGCGAGGACCCGCACGCCGCCAUUGAGCCACUGCUCUCGUAUCAGAACGAACUGGCCGAGAUGGGCUGCACACUCGACAAUGAUGAUAUCGUCGAGUGCAUCCGACUCGCUUUCCCCCACUUCCGCCCUGCUCUCAAUGCUUUGGAGAGCAACGCCGCGUUCGCGCGUAAGCACGAGACGGAUGCGGCAAAGCGUAAUCUUAUUUACGUCACCACCGAGGAGGCACUCGAGGUCGUGCAGGAAGCCUGGCAACGACAACUCGACGACCGUGCAGGCAACGAAGCUGCCGGUCACACCGCACUAGGUGCGAACAUGUCGAAGAAGAAGGGCGCGGCAGCAAAAAAGGGCAAGGCCCAGAGUUCGGCCGCUCCCGCAACUGGCGACCCGUGCAAAUGUUUCACUUGCGGCGGUGUCGGCCACCUACAACGCGAUUGCCCCACACCGCGCGACGACAAUGACAAGCCACCAUGCCGCGAUCGUAACGGCGGACGGUGGCGAGGCCGCAACAAGAACAGGAAAAGCGGUGCGGCCACAUCGAGCGAGACGGCAAAAGUCAGCGUGACACUAUCGGCCGUCACCUCGCCUCUCCCACCUACCACCACGACCGAGGCAAAUUAUGUGCCCGUCAUACAGCCGUUCAGCCCGCCCGCCGUACCCGCUGCCAGCGCGCAAGCUGCGCGCACAAGCCCGACGUAUAAGGGUUCCAUUGUCAACUCGGGAGCGACGAUGCACAUAUCGCCGCUCAAGUCGAACUUCACGUCGCUAUUGCCCAUGUCCCCUAUCCAAAUCACGGCCGCCGAUGGCCAGUCCUUCAUUGCCGCAUGGACCCUUUUGUCGGUCGGUGUGUUGGACGGCAAGGGCCUGCAGAUGACUUUUGAGGAUAGUCACUGCUUCAUCCGGUCCCUGCGUCCCAAACGAGAGCUUCUAUUGAAGCUGCCGCUCAAAAACGGCCUCUAUUGUAUCACGGGAGAGGAAUCGCCGUCGGACAAGGUUGCCACCGUCGCCAUCAGGCCCGUUCGCAUGUCGCUCUAUGAUAUGCAUGUUCGCUGCGGUCACCACAGAUAUGACGAUUGCCUCCGCAUGGCUCGUCUUCCGGAGACCAAAAUCAUGCUGACAGAUACAGUUUGCGUGCAGUGCGAGGUCUGUAUCCGGGCGAACGCGUCGUCCCACAAUUUUCUGAGCGAGAGCGACAACCGGGUGUCCUCGCAGGAGGUCGGCGCGCAUUGGGCAAUGGACCUGGUCGGUCCUAUGGAGGUGCAGUCCUAUGGCAGUGCGAACUACGGCAUGUUCCCACUGGACCUGAGGUUGCGGUACAUGCGCUUCUAUGUGCUGAGGUGCAAGAGCGACACCGAGGCGAUAUACACCAACGAGUUCGAGCCAUGGGUGAUUCAGCAUCUUCGCCCUGCUGGUAUCAAGGUCUUGCGGACCGAUCGCGGCGGCGAAUUCACCAGCAACUCGUUCAUCGCUCAUACCCGGAGUAAGGGUACUGUUCGCGAGCUCACCGUCCACGACUCGCCUCAGUAG
Molecule: messenger RNA, 1935 nt
Organism: Peniophora sp. CBMAI 1063
Lineage: Eukaryota; Fungi; Basidiomycota; Agaricomycetes; Russulales; Peniophoraceae
Source: the annotation of a GenBank genome assembly